AUGCUGCUCAUCCGUGCAAUCGUCCUACUUGGACUGGUGCCGUCCGCCUUGGCCUACCCUGGCCGACAACAACCUCUGACUCCCGCCACCUCGAGACCUGCUUCACCCCGUCCUCUGGUCGUCUGGCACGGGUUAGGGGAUACCGCCGCCAGCGAGGGAAUGGCAAGCAUCAAAAAGGAUAUCGAAGGAAUGUACCCAGGGAUCUUUGUUAUGAACGUCAAAGUGCCUGGUGAAGGGAGUCUCGAUGACGAGCGCAAGGCGGGUUUCUGGGGUAAUGCUACAGACCAAGUUGAUAUCGUAGCGGAAAAGAUCCUUGCGACACCGGAACUGGCUCAAGGAUUCGAUGCUAUUGGGUUCAGCCAGGGCGGCCUGUUCAUCCGGGACUACGUCCAAAGGUACAACUCUCCCCCGGUUCAUAACCUCAUCACCUUCGGUUCACCUCACAUGGGAAUCGCCGCAUUGAUCCCGUGUAAAUCGAAUCUAGACGUUACCUGUCGACUCGCACAAGCGGCUGCCAAACGGGGGGUUUACGGAAAGUGGGCUCAAGAUAACAUCAUCCAGGCGGCUUAUUUCCGUGAUCAAGAUCGGUUGGAGGAAUUCCUUGCUGCGAACGUUUACUUGACUCGCCUUAACGGAGAAACAGAGGACCAACCGGUCGCUAGAAAGAACUUGGCUCGACUGGACAACUAUGUCAUGGUCAUGUUCGAUAAAGACGAAACUGUCUACCCGAAAGAAUCGGCCAUCUUUGGUUCGCUCGCUCCGGAGACACACGAGCUGAUCCGGAUGGAAGAGCAUGACUUCCUUUACAAGGACGAUCAUAUCGGUCUAAAGACGCUAGGAGAUCUCGGUCGAAUCUUGGUCGUGCAAUGUGCUGGGUCUCAUAUGGAUCUUGAGUGGGACGACGAAGACGGGUGUGCAAAACAGCUAGUCAAGCGAUUCGUAGGCCGGCAAUCGUGA
Filobasidium floriforme is the source of this 957-nucleotide messenger RNA. RefSeq names its product putative palmitoyl-protein thioesterase. Bases 1 to 957 code for a protein of 318 amino acids. The transcript is spliced from 7 exons. Gene Ontology annotation, molecular function: thiolester hydrolase activity; palmitoyl hydrolase activity. Lineage: Eukaryota; Fungi; Basidiomycota; Tremellomycetes; Filobasidiales; Filobasidiaceae. The record is from RefSeq and is a predicted model, not a curated record. Gene Ontology annotation, cellular component: lysosome.